This is a messenger RNA of Aethina tumida (small hive beetle), 1437 nucleotides long. RefSeq lists its product as uncharacterized. The record is from RefSeq and is a predicted model, not a curated record. The transcript has 3 exons. NCBI's taxonomy places the organism in Eukaryota, Metazoa, Arthropoda, Insecta, Coleoptera, Nitidulidae. Bases 220 to 1314 code for a protein of 364 amino acids.
AAUUUUUUAGGUUAGUUUGUAAGCGGACAGCUGUCAAUUUGCGUUGUGUGGAUUGCGAUUUUAUGCCACAUUUAACUUUUGACGUCUAAUAGCACAGCUUGAAGAUAAUUACGGAGGUGAUAAUUAAAAACUUAUGAGAAAGACGGCUGGACGCGUGUUUGAAGAUCGUACAAUUUAACUUAGCAAAGACGGAGUUUAACUCGCAAACCGUAUACCAUCAUGAUUCUUUAUGCUUGGGGUGCUAACACCUAUGGCCAAUUGGGUUUGGGAUACAAGUCAGAGCAGGAGUUCGAGCCGAAACAGGUCGACUUGAGUAACACCGACCUCAAGGCUGAUAACAUUGUGGCAAUAGCAGGUGGGGCUGUGCACACAGUCAUUUUGGAUUGUAAUGGAUAUGUUUACUGCUGUGGAUACAACUCCAAAGGGCAGCUAGGCUUGCCCGAUGAUACACUUCAAUUUACUGAGAUUGAAAUAUUGAAGGGCUUCAAAAUAGCUCAGAUCUCUUGUGGUUGGGACUUCAGUGCUGCAAUAUCACAAUGUGGAAAGCAGUUUGUGUGGGGAAACAAUGGGCACACACAGUUGGGACUGUCCAAGAGCAUAACAUGCACUGGCAUCCCAUCAAGACUUCAGGUUUCACAGAAACUGGCGACUGGCUUCAAGCAAGUGAGUUGCGGUCUUCGUCACUCUGCUAUGAUCACCAAGGAUGGAGGCCUCUUGGUUGCUGGAACUGGUAGCAAAGGCCAGUUGGGUUUGGGUGACAACUAUGAUGACAACAGUUACUUAAGUAUAUCCAAAGUCCCUGACAUAGAGGAUGUUGCUAGUGUGGCUAGUGGUCAACAUCAUACUGUGAUGCUGAAAGAAGAUGGUACAGUACUUAGCUGGGGAGAAAACAAACAUGGACAACUAGGAAUUGAUCCUAACGUAUCAAACAGUUUUGUACCAAUGGAGAUAUUCCACAAUGAGGAAUUGGACAAAGUUUAUGCUGGAUGGACACACAGUGGAGCUUUGACCAAGAAUGGUGAGGUCUACACCUGGGGCCGGAAUUGCUAUGGACAACUGGGAUCACCCAGGACCGAGCCCUACAAGCCUGAGAAGAUUCCCAAUCUUACAGAUGUGUCUCAUCUGAGCAUGGGCUCAGAACACAACUUGGCUGUUACCAAAGACGGUCGCCUGUUCGCUUGGGGUUGGAAUGAACAUGGCAGUUGUGGCACUGGCGAUAACAAAGAUGUAAUGCAACCCACACAAAUUUUAUCUAAACAUAAGGUUAAGCUAGCUUUUGCUUGUACUGGUAGUUCUUUUGCUGUUGUGGAAUAGUGUCAUUGCAAAAAUUUAAAUUCUCAUGAUUAUGAAUUUCUUUCAUUGUUCAUAAGUAUUUUUAUAAAGAAUUUAAUUGAUUACUGUAUUCUGUAUUUUUAUAAUAAAAUUGUGUUGCAUGUA